Molecule: messenger RNA, 5026 nt
Organism: Urocitellus parryii (Arctic ground squirrel)
Lineage: Eukaryota; Metazoa; Chordata; Mammalia; Rodentia; Sciuridae
Source: RefSeq, a predicted model, not a curated record
AUGCUCUUUUCCCUGGCUACAAUGUCAGCAUUCCCAAUGAAUGGAGCUUUUUGUUUCUUUUGGAUUUCCUGUGUUUUCAUUUUUCCACUGGGUCAGCAAGGAACGGAAGCCUUUCAGUGUGGCGAUGGGGUCUCCUUGCCACCUGACAAUGUGUGUGACUUCACAAAUCAGUGUUCGGACAAUAGCGAUGAGCAGCAAUGCUCGAACUACGAAAGAUGUGAUUUUGAGGACGGGCUCUGCAAUAUGGAACAAGAGARUGUACAAUUUGGUUGGAAAAAGAGAAAUGGGAUAACCAGUCUAACACCACCAUUUCACGAUCACAAUGGUGAUAUGUCUGCCUACUUCCUCUCACUGGUCUCCAGAGUGGAUGGUAAUUCCUCAAACUUGAGAAGCAGACUUUUCCUUCCAACUAAGGACCAACAUGCUUGUCAGAUUAUAUUUUAUCACUUCUUGAGCCAUGUGAAUGGCAAAUUGAUGGUAGGUCUUCAAACCGAAUGUGGUGGUCCUGUUGGGAACUUAUGGCAAAGCACAGCCAAGCUCCAAAAUCGAUGGGAAAGAAAUGUCAUCAAAAUCCAGAGUUCAAAGAACUUUCAGGUUGUCUUUCAAGGUCAAAUGAUUGCAACUCAUGAACAGGAUGUAGUCAUAGCUAUUGAUGACAUAUCUUUCAGUUCAGGCUGCUUGCCUGUGCAUGAUGAAAUUUUACCAUGUCAAGAAACACUGAAUACYGAGCAGGAAUCAUGUCAUCCAGAUAUGAGUCUCUGCAGAUUUGAUUCCACAGAUGAAGAAUUGAGAAUGUGUCAGCCCUGUGAGUUUGACUUUGACUUGUGUGACUGGACAGCAGAAGCAUCUACUGGGCAAAUUUCUUGGAUGCGCACAAAAGCCAGCAAGUUCACAGCAAUAGAAUCUGCAUCUCAGCAGAACCUUACUAGCAAUGAUGAAGGUUACUUUGUGUGGGUUGGGGCCACACAUGCUUUCCCUCUUAGCCAUUUAGACAGCAGGGUUUUUUUAAACAGCUCUCUGUGUCACUGCUGGGGCAAGAGCUGCCACCUUCAAUUCUCUUACUGCAUGGAAAACGGUGUCCUGAGAGUGGGACUGUACCAUAAUGAGGAAGAAGAAAUAUUUUGGAUGUCCAAUACAUCAACUCACAGCAAAUGGGUGAAAGUAGAUGUGUUAAUACCGGAAGGUCUGAAGGCAUUUAAGAUAGUUUUUGAAGGUGUUCUUUUGAGCCAGAGAAGUUUUAUUGGGCUUGACCAGUUGUGGGUCUAUGCCUGUGGAGAGACCCUCUCCAGAAAGCUUUGUUCUGCAGAGGAAUUCACCUGUGCCAGUGGCCAGUGCAUUGCCCAAGAUUCAGUCUGUGACUCCAGACAGGACUGCUCUGAUGGGACUGAUGAAGACCCAACAACUUGCUUGAAUCRUCUCACCUGUAACUUUGAGUCUGGUUUCUGUGGCUGGGAGCCAUUUCUCACAGAAGAUUCCCACUGGGAGGUGGUGAAGGGAUUGAGCAGUGGAGAGCACCAUUUUCCAAAAGCCGAUCACAUAGAAAACACAAAUCAUGGAUCAUUUAUUUAUUUGAGGGCACAUCRAUCCCCUGGGGUGGCCAAGCUUGGAAGUCCCAUCCUCACAAAAUUGCUCACUGCCUCUACUCCAUGCCAGGUACGGUUUUGGUAUCAUUUAUCUGAGCAUUCAUCUCUCUCAGUCUUUACAAGAACAUCCCUGGAUGGAGAUUUGCAAAAGCAAGGUGAAAUGGUUGGAUUCUCUGAAUCUCAGUGGAGUCAAGCAAAAAUUGAUCUCUGUGCAAAAGCUGGUGAAUCUAGACUGCCUUUUCAGUUAAUUUUAGAAGCCACUGUUUUGUCAUCAAAUGCUUCUGUUGCUAUAGAUGACAUCAGUGUAUCCCAGGAAUGUGAAGUUUCACAUAAGCCRCUCCCAGGGGGCAGCAUACAAAAUAAAGUUUCCAGUUGUGAUUUUGAAGCAAACAGCUGCGGUUGGUUUGAAGCAAUUGCUGGUGACCAUUUUGACUGGGUAUGGAGCUCCCAAAGUCAUCUUUCUGCUGAUUUUAAGCAACAGGCGCCCCCUCAGGAUCAUACUCAUAACACAACUGAAGGCCAUUUUAUGUUUAUUCUGAAGAACAGAAACAGCUUGUCCCAAGUUGCUAAACUCCAGAGCCCAACUUUCAGCCAGACAGGGUCUGGGUGCACACUUUCUUUCUGGUUUUAUAACUAUGGCCAGUCAGUGGGAGCAGCUGAGCUGCGGUUACAUACAGAAAACCCUGGUGACUCAACAGUACUCUGGAGAGUGUUGUACAACCAGGGCAACCAGUGGUCUGAGGUGAACAUCCAGCUAGGGCGCCUGACCCAGCCCUUCUACUUGACACUGGAUAAAGUCAGUCUUGGCAUUUAUGAUGGGGUCUCRGCUAUUGAUGACAUCAGAUUUGAAAACUGUACCCUUCCUCUGCCUGCUGAGAGCUGCGAGGAGCCAGAUCACUUCCAUUGUCCACACACAAAUGCUUGCAUAGAAAGGCUUCGGUUAUGUGAUCUGGUGGAUGACUGUGGUGACUAUACUGAUGAAGUUGACUGUGCCCCUGAACUACAGUGUAACUUUGAGAAUGGAAUUUGUAACUGGGAACAAGACACAGAAGAUGACUUUGAUUGGACCAGGAACCAGGGUCCAACUUCAACCCUAAAUACCGGGCCCAUGAAGGAUAAUACUUUGGGCACAGUUAAAGGACACUAUCUCUACAUCGAAUCCUCCGAGCCACAGGAUUUCCAAAACAAGGCUGUUUUACUGAGCCCCACCUUUAAUGCCACUGACAUGGAGGGCUGUACCUUCCGCUUAUACUACCACAUGUUUGGCAAGCACAUCUACAGGCUGGCUAUCUACCAGCGGAUCUGGAGUAACUCAAGAGGACAGCUGCUAUGGCAGAUAUUUGGGGAUCAAGGCGACAGAUGGAUAAGGAAACUCCUCCACAUCUCCAGCAGGUGGCCUUUUCAGAUUUUGGUGGAGGCUUCUGUGGGUGAUGGCUUCACUGGAGAUAUUGCAAUUGAUGAUGUAUCAUUCAUGAACUGUACCCUCUACCCAGGUAAUUUGCCUGUGGACAUUCCAUCUCCACCAGAAACUUCUGUGCCAGUAACAUUACCUCCAAACAACUGCACAGACAAUGAAUUUGUCUGUAGGUCUGAUGGUCACUGUGUUGAAAAGAUUCAGAAAUGUGAUUUUAGAUAUGACUGCCCUGACAAAUCAGAUGAAUUAUCRUGUGUUAUGGAAGUUUGCACAUUUGAGAAAAAAACCUUGUGUAAAUGGUAUCUGCCAUUCCAAGAAAAUUUACACCACGAUUCAAACAUAUUCAGGUGGGGACUUGGUAAUGGAAAAAGUAUUCAUCAUGGGGAAGAAGACCACCGGCCAUCAGUAGAUCAUACAAAAAAUACCACAGAUGGCUGGUACCUGUAUGCUGACAGUUCAAAUGGGAAAUUUGGUGACCUGGCUGACAUCCUCACUCCUGUUAUUUCACUCACGGGACCAAAAUGUACCUUGCUGUUUUGGACUUACAUGAAUGGUGCCACAGUUGGGUCUCUCCAGGUACUCAUCAAGAAAGGCAAUGUGACUUCUAAAGUGUGGGCUCAAACGGGGCAGCAAGGUGCACAGUGGCGGAAAGUAGAAGUCUUUUUAGGCAUUCAUUCCUACACACAGAUUGUCUUCAGGGCAAAACGUGGUGUCAGUUACAUAGGAGAUGUUGCAGUGGAUGAUGUGUCCUUUCAAGAUUGUUCCCCCUUACUUAGCCCAGACAGAAAGUGUACUGCUGAAGAGUUCACGUGUGCAAACAAGCAGUGCAUCGCAAAGGAGAAGCUGUGUGAUUUUGUGAAUGACUGUGCUGAUAAUUCAGAUGAAACUACUUACCUUUGCCGUACUUUUAGUGGGCACUGUGAUUUUGAAUUUGACCUCUGUGCCUGGGARCAGGAUCAGGAUGAGGACUGUGACUGGAAUCUAAAACCUAGCAGCAUCCCACCUACAAGCACAGAACCGGCUGUGGACCACACCUUAGGCAAUUCAUCUGGCCAUUACAUCUUUAUAAAGAGCUAUUUUCCACAGCAACCCAUGAGGACAGCCAGACUAUCAAGCCCAGUUAUAAGUAAGAAAAGCAAAAACUGCAAGAUCAGUUUUUAUUACCACAUGUAUGGAACUGGCAUUGGGGCCCUCACCUUGAUCCAAGUAUCAGUCUCAAACCAAACGAAAGUCCUACUUAAUCUCACUGCAGAACAAGGCAAUUUCUGGCGGAAACAACAAUUAUCACUGUUUGGUGAUGAGGACUUCCAAAUCAAAUUUGAAGGUAGAGUCGGCAAAGGUCACCAUGGCAGUAUUGCACUUGAUGACAUAGUGCUUACAGAGAGCUGUAUAUCAUCUCAUUCCUCCAUGAGAGAGGAACUGCCUGUACCUCUUCCAACGGGUUACUGCCCAUAUGGCUAUCGGGAAUGUCGGAAUGGUAAAUGCUACAGAGCAGAGCAAAACUGUGAUUUUGCCGAUGAUUGUGGAGAUAAUACUGAUGAGAAUGAAUGUGGUGGCUCUUGUACUUUUGAAAGAGGCUGGUGUGGCUGGCAGAACUCCCUGGCUGAAAACUUUGAUUGGGUUUUGGGGAUUGGCUCUCAUCAAAGUCUCCGACCUCCCAGAGACCACACACUUGGAAAUGAAAAUGGGCACUUCAUGUAUCUGGAGGCUACUCCAGUGGGACUUCGGGGUGACAAAGCCCACUUCAAGAGUGCUGUAUGGCAAGAAUCCAGCAGUGCCUGCACCAUGAGCUUCUGGUAUUUCAUAUCUGCAAAAGCCACCGGGUCCAUUCAGGUUCUCAUUAAGACAGAUAAAGGACUCUCAGAAGUAUGGCAAGAAAGCAGGCAGAACCCUGGUAAUCAGUGGCAAAAAGCUGUCAUUCUGCUAGGAAAGCAGAGAAACUUUGAAGUUAUCUUUCAAGGUACCAGGACAAGGGACCUGGGAGGAGGAGCUGCAAUUGAUGAUAUUGAAUUUACAAACUGCACAACUG